AUGGACGAUCACGGCGACUUCGAUAGUGUUUCGUGGCAAAGAGAUGAUGCCCAGGAUGCCGCAUCUUCGUCCCCUUUCCACCAACAAUCACUUCCAGAACGACGUGCGUCGGGCCGCCGGAGCAGCAGCAUAUCAAAUGAGGCCCAAGCAGGCGAAAACGCCGACGAGAUCGAUUUGGCAGGUAUCGGUCGUGACGGCAUACUCGACGUGACUGUCGAUACACCCCUCAAAGAAAAUGAUGGAACUAAGGAUGCUUACGUGUCCUACCUUGUCACAACUCACACAGAUUUCAAGUCUUUCCAGCGAUCCGACUUCUCCGUCCGACGACGUUUCACCGACUUUGUCUUCCUGCGACAGUCCUUGCACCGAGAAUACCAAGCUUGCGCUAUUCCACCCCUUCCAGAAAAGAACAAUAUGGCCUAUGUCAGGGGCGACCGCUUUAGCACCGACUUUACCCAACGCCGAGCCUGGUCGUUGCACCGCUUUAUCAAACGUUGUACCCUGCAUCCAGUCCUCCGGAGAUCUGCCAUCCUCAUCCUCUUCCUCGAAACCGCAGACUGGAACGCCCAGAUGAAGAUGAGGCCUUCUCGGAGUAACACCGUAGGCGAAAGCAACAACAACGCCUCAGCUCCAACAGGAUUCUUCGAUAACGUCGCAGACACCAUGUUGAAUGCAUUCUCCAAAGUCCACAAACCUGACAAACGCUUUAUCGAAGUGACGGAACGAGCCAACAAGCUAGAUGAAGAUUUGUCCCACGUAGAAAAGAUCAUCGCAAGGGUGGCCAGGCGAGAGGGUGAUUUGGAAACUGACUAUGCCGACUUAGCCACCAACAUGCGGAAAUUGACUCCCUUGGAACCCGAGAUCGAGGCGCAAUUACAAACAUUCGCCGGCUGUGUCGAGGAAUCGUCUCGCGGGUGGAAGUCGCUCAAAGACCAUACCGACCAAAAUUAUUUGGGUAGCCUCCGCGAUAUGGAGGCUUAUAUUGCCUCAGUGAAGGCCCUCCUCAAGACCCGAGAGCAGAAGCAGCUCGACUUCGAGGGGCUGACAGACUAUCUGCAAAAGGCUACAUCGGAACGAGACAUGCUUGCUUCUAGCAAUCCAUACUCACACGGGUCUAAUUUGAACCCGGCGAACUUCAUCCGCAACAAGGUGGAAGACAUGCGAGGGGUUGACCACGAGACAGCACGACGAGAUCGUGCCCGCAAAUUGGAACUCAAGAUUGCCGAGCUCAACCGAGAGGUGGACAGCGCCAAAGGUACAAGUGAAAUGUUUGAUGAACAGGUAGUGCGUGAGGUUGCCGACUUUGAAAGGAUCAAAGGUGCAGAAUUUCGGGACAGUCUUGGUGCUCUGGCCGUCCAACACAUGGAAUUUUACCAAAGUGUCAUCUCCACCUGGGAACGCUUUCUCGUGGACAAUGAUGCGGACAAGUAUGUGCACAAAGACAAGGGUCGAGCGACUUGA
Molecule: messenger RNA, 1461 nt
Organism: Exophiala mesophila
Lineage: Eukaryota; Fungi; Ascomycota; Eurotiomycetes; Chaetothyriales; Herpotrichiellaceae
Exons: 2
Coding region: 1-1461 (486 amino acids)
Biological process (GO): autophagy; cytoplasm to vacuole targeting by the Cvt pathway
Cellular component (GO): phagophore assembly site
Molecular function (GO): phosphatidylinositol binding
Source: RefSeq, a predicted model, not a curated record